AUGGAGAUAGUGGCAGUGGCAAUUAUGUUACCAAUGAGAGAUAAUUAUGCCAAAGUUUCAGCUUCUGUAACCUUAUUCGUUGAUGAAUUGACUUGGAAUGAGGCUAACCAAUACUGUCGUAGCAUAGGACAACAUUUAGUCAAAAUAGGUCGACAGGCGAAGGAACAUUACUUACAUGAAAAUUUAGUUUCACUUAACAUAAGUCCUUCAAAAGUAGACAUUUGGAUUGGAUUACAUGCUCCGGAUCCAAAUCAACGAACAAACCUUGUAUGGACGAACAACUGCUCUAGACCGUUAUUGUAUUCAAACUGGGAACCUGGAUUGAAAAGUGGUCCAAACGAUUUAUGUGCGUAUAUUGAGGUAGAAUUGGGAAGCAUGUAUUGGUUUUUAGAUGAAUGUGAGAAAACGAAGAGAUCAUUUUUAUGUGAAUCUAAAGCAGGUAUCUGUGAUUCUGGAUACUUCUACGAUGCUGAAAGUCAUACGAGUGUAGCUACUGGGAUUGGUGGAUUAACCACGAUGAGUUCCGUUACUGUACAACAAUGUAAAAAUGCUUGCAAUCCCUCACCUAUGUGUUGGGGUUUUGUGUUUAUCCCUGCUGUACCUAAAUGUGCACUUUUUGACCUUAAUGAUGACCCUCUUUUCAUUGAAAACAACCAAGUGCAUGCUCAUAAUCAUGGUCUGUACAUGAAGAGGUGUCAUUUUGAAGUAGAUGAAGACACUAAUGUCUUGAGUAUACCACCAUAUGCUUCGUCUGGAUCUAGUGCUGUUAGUGAAUGUAUGACAACAACAAACGAAAUAACGACAACAAGACAACAAACAACUAAAGAUCAGACAACAGCAGCAAUAAUGAUACUAUCAACAAAUGCAAAUCAUUUGACAUCAUCGAAUUAUCACGUGACAGCAUCAAAGCCAGAAACCACGUCGACGGAAAAGAAUUUGAUAAAUCCAACAACAAUCCAAAAAGUCUCAACAUAUAGCACAGGUAAAAAUCCAUAUUGUGUUUGCACUUGUAGUAAUGUCACCAAAGAGAUGUCAUUGGAAGAAAGCAUCACCGAAAUAGUAAAUGCUAUUAAAGUUGAUAAAACACAAACUUCUACUUAUACAAGACAGCGUACCUGUGCAUGGGAUUCUAGGAAAUCAUCAGAAAGUAUUGGAUAUGUUGGCAUUGUGAUACUAGUAUUGAUUGUGUCGCUCCUAAUAUGCCUAGACAGUUCUCCAUUUAUCUACAAAAUUACUUCUCAGCUCAAGACGCUGACCACAAAAUCAGACCCCAUAGGUUAA
Molecule: messenger RNA, 1281 nt
Organism: Mytilus trossulus (common blue mussel)
Lineage: Eukaryota; Metazoa; Mollusca; Bivalvia; Mytilida; Mytilidae
Exons: 6
Coding region: 1-1281 (426 amino acids)
Source: RefSeq, a predicted model, not a curated record